AGUGUGCAUGUGAGAGGCGAGUGAGUGUGCGUGCAAAAGAAAGCAGCUGGUGGCAGAAUCUCAAAUAUUGUGAGGAAAAUUAAUAAACAAAGAGCUGCGCUCACGGCUGAGCACAAAUUGCCUGCACGCUCGUCAAUUGUCGUUAACUAAGUCAGCAAUUGGCAGCCAAACCGUCCGCUUCUUCGUCAUUUCUCUGCUUCGUUUACUGCGACCAUCACCACUCUUGUUUCGGCCGUACAACGUCACGGAAUUCGUAAAUUUCGUAAAUUGCUCCGCGAGAAAAGCAGGAAAAUGCAUUUAUAAGCUGCCACAAGUGCCGAGAUUGUGAUAUAAUAAAGGCGAGGGCUCCAAUUAGUUAACCCCCAGUUGCAAGUAAGCCAUUAACUGGUAGGAAGUGCUGUUUAACCUGAGUUGCCCAAUAAUUUACAUCUCCAUCAAUAUUUCGUGUGUGUGUGUGAGUGCGCACGCAGGUGUGCGCUAAUAACAAAAACAACGUGGUGCACCCUCUCUCCGUCCGCUCUCCCUCUAACCGGCAAAGAGAGUAAUGUAUAAUUCUUAACCGUAAAUAACCGUAAACAGAAAACAAUUGUUGACAAGCUAUUCGCACUUUAAAAUCCCCUAACAAUGGAUAGUUUUCCAGACACAAUUCACUACUUUUAUUGCCAGCGAGAACUGUCAUAGAAAUAACUAUUUUAGGCAGCGGAAAUCGUAUAAUUACUGUUUUAGUUUUUUUUUUUUUAACAAGCGACUUAACAAUGUGGGCUGAUAAGUAUUGCUCUUCUAUUUUCAAAUUACUGUUAUCUGCAUUUGUCAAUUUUUUGUUGUCAAGUGUUUUGUUUCGCCUGCUUCAAUAUACAAUAUAAAUUGCUUUUGCCCGCUGACUGCGCAAAAUGGUACGCAGUUUAAAAUAUAUAUUUUCUCUAAAUAAACUCAUGAUAUUUUUUGGUGCCACUUAAUUUGGACUCUUAAUGGAAAUGGUUCGUUUUUUUUUUUUUUGAUUACCAAUUGUCAUAAUUUACAGCGUCCAACUGGGCACUAAAGUGGCAAAGGAACACGUACAUAAAUAUGUGGCUGAUUAUACACUUAUCGGCUAGAAUUCCGCUUUUGGGGGCGUGGGUAUUGCCAUACAACUGGGUAAACAGAGCAGUCUGCGCCACACAAUAUAACACAAAAGUGUUCCAAUGAACUAAACACCCUCCUCCGACAUUUCGUUGUUACACAUUUCCUUCGAGCCACUGCAGCGCGAUUUAAGCUCCAUUAAUGGCGGCUUGAUAUGGCCAACUCGGUUACUUAUAGUAUAUGCCAAAUGUACCCGUCCAAGUGCCACAUAUAAUGUGAAGUAGACAUUGCACGAUGCUCUCGAGCUCUUUGUCUUUGCUUGCUCCGAUUCAAUCAUCAAUGAAGCGAUGUGGAAAGCCUUAUAGCAGAUAUGUAGCAUCAGUGGGGCAGUCGCGUUUGUCAAGGUGAGCCACUUGGCUCUACAUUCAAUGUAUUGCGUUGAAGAGCAGCCAAGACUGCUCAGGCAUCUUGUAUACGAAAUGCACUUGUAAUCGCUUUUACCAAAUAAACAGUCCAAAAUUUCACAUCGAUACACGGGUCAAUGGACUCGUGUUUAUGUUCAAGUAGUCUUGUUUUCGACCAUCCAUAUCUAUACGACUGCAAAUGCGAAAUAUCUGCAAGUUCUCUGGGUAAAUUGGGCAGAGGCAUUUCAAUUACUGGACUUCAUGAAUCACUGAGCUCGUUUUAUUUCCUUAUAUACCCGCAUAAUAUAAGCAAAUUUCAGUAAUAUUAUGGACGCGUUAUCAGUUACCCCCGAGCUAAUGCCUCUCGAACUAUUUAUUGUUUUCAUAUUUUGCCACGCGCGUUUCGGAAAAAAUAAAACGUGUUACUGUGACUUUGCUCUUGAUUAUGGUGAAAUCCCCAAAUAAAACUAUAUGGUGCAAAAAACUUAAUUAUAGCGCAAAAUUAUUUUGUUUGUUGUGUGCAAUAUGAUAAUGCUAAUUGAGCUAGAAUCACACACAGAUGCUCAAUUAAAUGAAAAUGGUGGGAAUCAUAAGCUGAUGCCAGGUGAAACAAUCAAAUAGAAAAUACAAAUUAGAGUAGUCGACAAUGGGCAGUGGACGGGAAUAUAGCAGCAUGUGGAAACUCGAAUUAGGUCCAGUCUAACCUCGCCUCUUCUGUGCAGCAUGUCUUCGAAUGAGGCCUACCACGAGCCGGGUGCCGGUGGAGAUGGACCGGGCGGAUCGUCUGGCGCAUCCGGCGGAGGAAGUCAGCGGAGCAACCAGCUGCACCACCAGCAGAUACUCAACGAGACGACCUACCUGAAACCCGCCGCCAAGCAGGCCUACUUUAGCGACGAGAAGGUCCUCAUACCCGACGAUGAUAGCACAAACGUGGGUUUCAGCUUUCGCAAGCUGUGGGCCUUCACGGGACCCGGUUUUCUUAUGUCCAUUGCGUAUCUGGACCCCGGCAACAUCGAAUCCGAUAUGCAGUCUGGUGCGGCGGCCAAGUACAAGAUCUUGUGGGUCUUGCUGUGGGCCACAGUCCUAGGUCUGCUCAUGCAACGCUUGGCUGCAAGACUGGGCGUGGUUACAGGCCUGCAUCUGGCCGAGAUGUGCUACAGACAGUACAAGCGUCUGCCACGUUGGAUACUGUGGAUAAUGAUAGAGAUAGCCAUUAUUGGAUCCGACAUGCAGGAGGUCAUUGGCACGGCCAUUGCCAUAUACCUGCUGUCCAACAAAGUAGUGCCUUUGUGGGGCGGAGUGUUGAUCACCAUUGUUGACACGUUCACGUUCCUGUUUCUGGACAAGUACGGUCUACGCAAGCUGGAGUUCCUAUUCGGCACCCUCAUCACCAUUAUGGCUGUCUCAUUCGGCUAUGAGUACAUUGUAUCAGCCCCUAAUCAAGGAGAAGUUCUCGAGGGAAUGUUUGUGCCCUGGUGCUCUAACUGCAAUUCGAAUGUGUUGCUGCAGGCCGUGGGUGUCGUGGGUGCUGUUAUUAUGCCGCACAAUCUCUACCUGCAUUCCGCCUUGGUUAAGUCCCGCGAUAUAGACCGUCGCCAGACAAAGAAAGUUAGUGAGGCGAAUUUUUACUUCUUCAUCGAGGCGUCGGUAGCCUUGUUUGUGUCCUUCAUCAUUAACCUGUUUGUGGUGGCUGUGUUUGCCCAUGGCAUGUAUGGCAAAACUAAUAAUGAUGUGGUUGAAGUGUGUAAAGACAAGUCGAUGUACGAAGAUGCCAAAAUGUCUUUUGUGGACAAUGUAAAUGGAACCGCGAUCAUCGAUGCAGAUCUAUACAAGGGCGGACUUUUCCUUGGCUGCACAUUUGGAGCUGUCGCCAUGUACAUUUGGGGUGUGGGCAUUCUAGCUGCUGGCCAGAGUUCCACCAUGACGGGCACCUAUGCCGGUCAGUUCUCAAUGGAAGGCUUCUUGAAUCUGCAGUGGCCGCGCUGGUGUCGCGUGCUGGUCACGCGCUGCAUUGCCAUUAUUCCCACCUUCUGCCUGGCCAUGUUCAGCAAGAUGGAAGAUUUGACUAGCAUGAACGAUAUCCUGAAUGCGGUGAUGUCGCUCCAGCUGCCAUUCGCUGCCAUACCCACCAUCGCCUUCACCUCGUGCGCCGCCAUAAUGGGCGAGUUUGUUAAUGGACUGGGCAACAAAAUCGUAUCCAUACUGCUCACCAUUGUAGUGAUUGGCGUUAAUUUGUACUUUGUGGUGGUGCAAGUAGAGAAUAUGGAAAUUAAAGGCGGCUUGCUGGCACUAGUCUGUAUUUUUGCCAUUUUGUAUAUACUGUUCAACCUCUACCUUGUGAUACACAUGGCUGCCUGCAUGGGCAAUCAGCGUUUGAUGAACAGCCGGUGGGUGCAGCGUUUUGUGUUGCCAAGCCAGAACAGCUUUUCGAUAAAGAACGCCAACUCGACGUACGCCAGGAUUGCCACGAGUUCGGACCAGGAACCGGAGGGCUUGGCUGGUGAGGAUGCGUAGCCAUUACUGUGCUGCACUGAUUCUGAUGGCAGUGAGGAGGUUUGUUUCACCAACAGCAACAACAACGAGCUCGGCUGCCCCAGCAGCAAUCUGAACGGAACUGGGGGUCAGCACGUCGUCCUCAGCUAGCGUUGGCGUUCUAAUUGGUUCCGUGAAUGCCGCCGCCUUAACAAACCACUCGACAACGGACACAAUGUGGCAGAGUUUUCCGGGGCCAGGUUAAAAUUCGGUUCAACCUGGCUGGCGGGGAUUGGGUUGGCGUCCGUUGUUGCUUCGGGUAUACUUAUAUAAGAGGUUCUCGGAGAGGACCUGGGAUCAGUGUAACACAAUAACUAAAUUCUAAUUGAAAAGCGUACCAAAAACGGUUCAUAAACUCUACUUACUGAGAAGCGCGAAGAGACAAAAUAGAAAAUCCAUGAAAUCGUCUAAAUUAUCACUAAUCGAAAUCACUUUUAAUUAAAGCAAAUAGUUUAAAAGUCUAAUAAUAAGGCUGUGAAAUUAACUGAGUGUAAAUCGAACCACUUCAAUUGUCUAAUCGUAUUUCAAUUUGUCUGUAAAAUGAUAUAAUUGUAUGUCUCUACAUUGAACGUAUGUGAGUAAUUAUUUAUCAAAUGUUUUAAAAUUAUACUUUGUACUUUGUAUUUAUUUUGUACUGUUUAACCUAAGAACUCCCAAUUUAAAUCUGCACUUUUUAAUGUAAACUAAAGGUCCAGAGGAGUCCAUCAUCUCCUAGAUAGUUGCAAAAAAUAUUUUUAAAAUUGUUGUCUACAAAAAUCGCUAUAAAUAAAGAUUUUUAUUAUAUUAG
This is a messenger RNA of Drosophila melanogaster (fruit fly), 4782 nucleotides long. RefSeq names its product malvolio (gene Mvl). The transcript is spliced from 11 exons. The record is from RefSeq and is marked reviewed. Gene Ontology annotation, cellular component: membrane. Lineage: Eukaryota; Metazoa; Arthropoda; Insecta; Diptera; Drosophilidae. Bases 2187 to 3977 code for a protein of 596 amino acids. Gene Ontology annotation, biological process: manganese ion transmembrane transport; metal ion transport; copper ion transmembrane transport. Gene Ontology annotation, molecular function: metal ion transmembrane transporter activity.